GGGGCAUGAGGAAGGUAGGGGGGGAGAUAGCCGUCGGUGUAUCCAUAUAAAAGGAUCCCGCCCCCAGCAGAGGCAGUGUGAGGCGAGCAUCGUGGUGUGGACUUGCUGCCUACAUCUGUAUCUGUGCCAGUUCUUACCGAGCGACCUUCACUAUCGCCCCUACAUGUAGACUUUGUAGAGAAACUGUGACCUGUUGGCUGGUGAGUGGUGCGCCUGGCAAGGUGUGUAAACUUACUCCAGGUGUCGUGUGAUAAGUGGCGCAGUACCUGAGUGACUAACUGUAUCAAGGGCGCACGACAUUCCCGACACAGUUAGGGGGCGACCUACGGUACUUCUGACAUUCUCGAGAAUAUUUGUUGAAACACUUGUUUAGGCCUCUUGACACCUACUUGGGACAGAAUUGCGGGCAGACGAAUAUGGAGUUUUUCUCCGGGAUCGCCAAUGGCACAUACAGUUACAUGGAGGACCUGGCCAGGACGCGGUUGAUGCUGACGAUGGAAUCCUCCCUUCUGGCUGUCAUCGCCUGCACCCUCCUGACCUACGUGUGGGCCACGCUCAUCUGGCCCAGGAAAUUCGAACACAUGCGCGAUGACGCGUGCCCUCUGCCCUUGCCGCCAGGAACUAUGGGAUGUCCGUUCAUCGGAGAAUCGUUGGAACUAUGCAGGAAGGGCAGCGACUUCUUCUCUGAGCGUCUGAAGCGCUACGGCCCCGUGUACAAGACUCACAUCUUCGGCAAGCCCACAGUGCGUGUGGUGGGCGCCAGCAACGUGCGACCAGUGCUGAUGGGUGAGCAUCACUCAGUCUCCUCCCAGUGGCCCUCCAGCGUCACACAACUCGUGGGCUCCAAGGCCCUCUUGUCCCUCACAGGAGACGAGCAUCGGGUGGUGAGACAAACCAUCGCAGCAGCCUUCACACCGACCAUCUUGGCAACCUUCGUGCCCCAUAUACAGGAAGUCACGCGAAGUCACCUGAAGCGCUGGUGUGAGGAGUCGGAGGGGAAAGGUCAGAUACUGGCUUUCCCAUCAUGCCAAGCUCUGGUAGGGGAUCUGUUCCUGAAGGUCUUCCUGGGGUCUGUGAGAGACUGCAGUCACCAGCAGCAUCUCCUGUCCGCCCUGCAUGAAGUCAGCAGCAACCUCUUCUCCGUCUCCCCCUGCCUCCCCGGCACUGGAUGGUGGAAAGCGACGAAGGCCAAAAAGAUUCUGAUGGACGAAAUUCGACAAAAGAUGAGCAGAAGCCAGUCGGAGACAACAGACAGCUACCUGAGGAUACUACAGGAUCUGAGUCAGUCUGAGUGUGGCAAUGGUGCCAGACUGAACCAUCAUCGCCAGGUCAUCGAGGACAACAUCAUCGAGCUGCUGAUAGCGAGCUUCGCCAACACACCCAGCGCCUUGUGCUCGGCUCUCUUGGCUACCGGCAGAGAGGCGGAAGUCGUGGAUGAAAUAGAGAAGUGUCUAGAAAAACACGGGUUAAUGGAAACGAGCGACACAGGUGAACUAGCGUCCUUAACCUAUGACCUCGUCAUGAAGCUGGACUACGUUCACCGAGUCGUCUUGGAGGUUCUCAGGGUGUUCCCUCCUGCGGGGGCGGGCUUCCGGAUGGUGGACAAAACUCUAGAAAUUGGGGGUUUCCAGAUCCCCAAAGGCUGGAGGGUGGCUUUCUCAAUCCGGGAAACCCAGCAGACGACAAAAGUGUUUGAAGACCCGGAGUCCUUCUGGCCGGACCGCUGGCUGAAGUGGAACCCGGAGGAAAUGGAGGCGACCCAGCGCUUCAGUUACCUGCCCUUCGGUCUGGGUGCUCGGUCGUGCGUGGGCAAGCGCCUGGCCAACCUCGUGCAGGCCAUCUUCCUCGUGGAGCUCGUGCGCCAUUGCCGCUGGACAGUCCUCAACCCCCGGCCCAACAUCCUCCACAUCCCGUCCACGAGACCUGCAGACGACAUGCCAACAGUCUUCAAAUGCCGUGAACAUGUCAGUUUUGCCAGUGUCGGCCACUUUGCUGUCCGCCCCACCUGGACUGAUUGAUGGAGCACUGUUUACAUGAAACAAAUAAAAUAGUAAGGAGUAUUCAUCCGUCUUCAUAAAUUGCUGAUGAAGGAACUGUGUUCAUGUUUUUUAUCAGAUACAGUUCAUUGGUACCAGUCAGUACAGCAAUCGAAAUGUCAGUGACUUGUAUUCUCGUUUAUCAGGUUAAUGAACUGCUGUUGAUGCUGUUAAAACUGUUCAUGGUGGUUUAUUGCCUCCCUGUAGUACUUACACAUAUCACACAAAACACAAGAAUAAACUAAGUACAGUGAUACCUCGGUUCUCGAACAUAAUUUGUUCCGGGAGGACGGUCGAGAACCAAAUUGUUCGAGAACCGAAGCAAUGAAACCCAUAGGAAAUA
Messenger RNA from Pomacea canaliculata, 2379 nucleotides. RefSeq names its product cytochrome P450 26A1-like. Gene Ontology annotation, biological process: sterol metabolic process. Gene Ontology annotation, molecular function: oxidoreductase activity, acting on paired donors, with incorporation or reduction of molecular oxygen; heme binding; iron ion binding. The coding region runs from base 417 to 2018 and encodes 533 amino acids. The record is from RefSeq and is a predicted model, not a curated record. The transcript has 7 exons. Lineage: Eukaryota; Metazoa; Mollusca; Gastropoda; Architaenioglossa; Ampullariidae.